Molecule: messenger RNA, 4625 nt
Organism: Heterocephalus glaber (naked mole-rat)
Lineage: Eukaryota; Metazoa; Chordata; Mammalia; Rodentia; Bathyergidae
Gene: Yes1
Product: YES proto-oncogene 1, Src family tyrosine kinase
Biological process (GO): protein phosphorylation
Molecular function (GO): protein tyrosine kinase activity; ATP binding; protein binding
Source: RefSeq, a predicted model, not a curated record
UGGGGGCCGGGAACUCCCGCCUCCUCGAGGAACGCGUCCCGGCCGGCCGGCCGUCGUCGCAGCCGCCCGCCCGCUCCAGAGGUGGAGGAGCGAACGGGCCCCGCGGGCGUCACUUCAGCCCGCCACCGCCUCCCGUCAGCCGGAGCCGCGGCCGCUGCGACUCGGGCGAGCGUGGCCGGAGCGCAGAUUUGAUAAUGGGCUGCAUUAAAAGUAAGGAAGACAAAAGUCCAGCCAUUAAAUACAGAACUGAAAACGCUCCGGAGCCUGUCAGUAGUGGUGUCGGCCAUUACGGAGCAGAGCAUACUGCGGUGGCCCCGCCCUCUUCAGUGAAGGGCACAUCGGCGAACUUCAGCAGCCUCUCCCUAACACCAUUUGGGGGAUCCUCAGGGGUGACUCCUUUUGGGGGAGCAUCUUCCUCCUUCUCAGUGGUGCCCAGUUCUUAUCCUGCUGGUUUAACAGGUGGUGUUACUAUAUUUGUGGCCUUAUAUGAUUAUGAAGCUAGAACUACAGAAGACCUUUCAUUUAAGAAGGGUGAAAGAUUUCAAAUCAUUAACAAUACGGAAGGAGACUGGUGGGAAGCGAGAUCGAUCGCAACAGGAAAGAACGGCUACAUCCCCAGCAAUUAUGUGGCGCCUGCAGAUUCCAUUCAGGCAGAAGAAUGGUAUUUUGGCAAAAUGGGGAGAAAAGAUGCUGAACGAUUACUUCUGAAUCCUGGGAAUCAACAAGGUAUAUUCUUAGUAAGAGAAAGUGAAACUACUAAAGGUGCUUACUCCCUCUCUAUUCGUGAUUGGGAUGAGGUAAGGGGCGACAAUGUGAAACACUACAAAAUCAGGAAGCUUGACAGUGGUGGGUACUAUAUCACGACCAGAGCACAGUUUGAAACGCUGCAGAAAUUGGUGAAACACUACACAGAACAUGCUGAUGGUUUAUGCCACAAGUUAACAACUGUGUGUCCAACUGUGAAACCCCAGACUCAAGGUCUAGCAAAAGAUGCUUGGGAAAUUCCUCGGGAGUCUUUGCGACUAGAGGUCAAACUAGGACAAGGAUGCUUUGGUGAAGUAUGGAUGGGAACAUGGAAUGGAACCACAAAAGUAGCAAUCAAAACUCUAAAACCAGGCACAAUGAUGCCAGAAGCUUUUCUUCAAGAAGCGCAGAUAAUGAAAAAACUAAGACAUGAUAAACUUGUUCCACUCUAUGCUGUUGUUUCUGAAGAGCCAAUUUACAUUGUCACUGAAUUUAUGUCCAAAGGGAGCUUAUUAGAUUUCCUUAAGGAAGGAGAUGGAAAGUAUUUGAAGCUUCCACAGCUGGUCGAUAUGGCUGCUCAGAUUGCUGAUGGUAUGGCAUAUAUUGAAAGAAUGAACUACAUCCACCGAGAUCUUCGGGCUGCUAAUAUUCUUGUAGGAGAAAAUCUUGUGUGCAAAAUAGCAGAUUUUGGUUUAGCAAGAUUAAUUGAAGACAAUGAAUACACUGCAAGACAAGGUGCAAAAUUUCCAAUCAAAUGGACAGCUCCUGAGGCUGCACUUUAUGGUCGAUUUACAAUAAAGUCUGAUGUAUGGUCAUUUGGAAUUCUACAGACAGAACUUGUCACAAAGGGGAGAGUGCCAUAUCCAGGUAUGGUGAACCGCGAGGUGCUGGAGCAGGUGGAGCGGGGAUACAGAAUGCCCUGCCCUCAGGGCUGCCCAGAGUCACUCCAUGAAUUGAUGAACCUUUGCUGGAAGAAGGACCCUGAUGAAAGACCAACAUUUGAAUAUAUUCAGUCCUUCUUGGAAGACUACUUCACUGCUACAGAACCACAGUACCAGCCAGGAGAAAAUUUAUAACCCAAAUAGCCUAUUUUAUAUGCACAAAUCUGCCAAAAUGUAAAGAACUUGUAUAGAGUUCCUUGUGGACAGGAAUCAGAAGAAGGUCUUCUUCACUCUGCAUGUUUUUAAUGGUAAACUGGAAUUCCAGGUAUGGUUGCACAAAACCACUUUUUUUUUCUCCAAGUGUUAAACUUUAAAGUACCAAUGAUGAAUUUUUCAACUUAUUGCAGGGUCCAAAGACAGUAGAGCUAAGAUAUUGAUGACAGUGUGAGUGAUAGAAUGGUAGGGAAGAGCAGCAAGGCUACUGUUUUAAAUCAUUUCCUUUCUUUUCUUCCCCAAACUCAGAAUUAUUUUCUGUAAUAGACAUUAUUUCUCAUAAUUUUAAGAGAAACAUUUAUUAUUAAAGAUAAAACUUGGGAGGUAAAAAGUUAUACCGUAAGUAAAAUCUAAAGAAACUCAUAGGACCAAAUAAUUCCAUUCCAGUUUUUUUAAAAAAAUCUGUUGGAUUUAUUAUUCUCAAAAGUUUUUUUUCUAUGUUAAACAGUCAAUCUGCGGUCUUAACAUAUGCCUCCUUUUGUGUGGAAAUGGUCUAGGCUUUUCAAAAGCAAAAAAAAAGGAUUUUUAAACAGGAUUUAAAACUUGACUAAAUGUUACAGCACAGCAGUGUAAUGCACUAUGUUUAUACUCCGAUUCUUGGAACUGGAAAGUAGAAAAAAUUUUUUCACUGAAGUCAUUUUCUGAGUAGUUCAGUAUAGAAUAAUGAAGAUAACCUGAAAAAUGAGUUAAUCUGUUAUAUGGUUGCAUUGAUUUUUUUAAAGGCAGUAUAUAACUGAAAUUGUACUAUCCAAUCCAAGGGGAAAUCUUUUAAACUUUAGAUGGCAUGAAAAGUAAGACCCAACAUUUGAGCAGUCCAUUCUUUAAAAAUAGACUUGGUACUGUGAGAUGUUGCUAUUGUGUUCUUACGGUGAUGGGUGCCACAAAUAGAAAAAUCACUAGAUCAGGGACUUGAAUGCACUUUGCUUGUUUUAAAUAUAGACUGAGAGAGAGGGAAAAUGUAUUUAAAAGAAAUAUGAGAAAAGAACAUGUGAAAGUUUUACAGGUAGAGGGCUGGAAUGGAAUGUUUAAUGUUGAUGUCACAGGGGACAAAGUGGCUUUGCUGGCACUCAGAGCUCCUCACUUGUUUUACUGAGACUUAAAGAGUUAAAAGGUAUAUCUGUAAAACUAAUCUUUCUUAAUAUACAGCCUAAAUGAGUGUUAUGUCCUCAGAAUAGUGAAGUGAAGGCUUCACACUAAUUCCAGUGACAGCUUUUGUGCAAAAUCUUUUUAGAACUCUUUUCAAACCAUGUUUGAAUCUUCAUUCUUUUAGAAAAUAUACUUCAUGGUUAUUUUUCCCUUUAGGAAUGUAGUUGAUUUGGGGAGGAAAACUUACUCAGAAUAAUAACAUACGUAUUCAAACAAGGCCAGUUUUGACUAUUUGAAGCAUAAAAUGAAACAUGCAAAGUAAGACUGAUUUUUCCAACUAACCUAGAAAGAAAUUCCAAGAUGUGAAUUUGAAUAGCAGCAUUACUGGCUUAAGAGUCUAGCAGAGAAAAGCUGAAUUUGAUAAAUAAGUCUAGUAUUCCUGUUUUUAAAAAGUUUUAUAGUCACACAUUAAACCAUUAUAUAAGGUUCCUGUAUUUUCAGCAUAUAAUUUGUAGCUACCAUCACCCAUCUGAUUUAAUCAUGAAAUUAGAAAUUCUGUGCCAUGGUAUAGAUGUUCACAUCCAAGCCAUUUUAAAAUGGGCAAGUUGGCAACAGGACUGGUACUAAAAAGUAUGGUUGUGUCCUCUGUUUACAUAGCCUGUUAGUGUUGAAUCCCCUGACCAAGAGGGGCUUCCUGGGAAGAGCGGCGUCGUUAUUUCCCCUAACAUAGACAACCUGUGAUGUGAGUUUUUAAAGGGGCUUUAUGUGAACUAUGAUAUUGUAAUUUUUGUAAGCAUCUUCAAAGGAGUAGCAAAAUGAUGUUUAUUUACUAAUUCUGAUCAGGAAAAUUGAUGGUAUUCAUUAGAUUUUAACUGGAGCAGUUCCUUCUAAUCACAGUUGUACAGUCAGGAUAAAACACUAACUUAAUGUGUAUUCAUUUUAAAUUGUUAUGUAUUUUUACAUUGCCAAAAAACAUAAACUGUUUUGUAUAUUUGAAGCUUUUUCCAACAGCUUUCGUCUUCCGUGUCUCAAUGUGGAACUUAACCCUUACCAAAAGUAGAAGUUGGCAAAAACAGCCUUCUAGCAGAAAUACUUUUUUUAAUGAAUGACACCCUAAAACUUAAUAUUUUUAUAAAGUACUAUAUUGUUUUGUGGAUAAUUGAAAUAAAAAUUCUCAUUGAAUGUACCUGUUUAUCUUUUCAGUUGCUAUUCAUAUAUUUUCUCAUUACUUUUUAAAGAAAAUUGAUAUAUCCUAAAUUUAUUCUUCCAUUGGAAAACUUAGUUACAUGUAACUUCUGAGCAGAGUUGUCAACUCUUUAUUACAUUUAAUAUAUUAUUAAUAAACUUACUCCAUGUGAUUAGUUUUCCAUGUCAGAUGAGUGUCACAUUUUUUAUAAGUACUUCUUUUUUUAAAAAUUAGAGCAAAUACAGUCAAUGUGUCAUAUAAAGAAAGCUCAGUGACUUGAGGUAAGCUGUUCAUAGAGGACCCAUGUGAAGGACAUAGAAUGACUGCUUUAGACUAUAAGAGACUUAAUUUUCUAAAAAUGCAUAAUGUGUGAGCCAUAUCUCUAUGUGUGAUGUACUAUGUUUAAUGAAAAUAAAACUAUCUAAUAUUAAAUUCUAAAUGGCCAAUCAAAAGUA